Molecule: messenger RNA, 1779 nt
Organism: Caenorhabditis angaria
Lineage: Eukaryota; Metazoa; Nematoda; Chromadorea; Rhabditida; Rhabditidae
Source: the annotation of a GenBank genome assembly
AUGAGUGAAAUUAUACAAUUUGAAGACUUUUGGAAAGGUCUUGACGUUGAAGAGGUAAUUUUUUAUUUUUGAAAAUCAAGUGAAGCUGUUUUCAAGUUUCUAAAAAAAAUUAAUAAUUUUUGAAUUUUCUUAUUUAGUUAGGUUUGAUUGUAGUUUUGGCUGGUUUGAAAAAUUCACUAUUCAAAAAUUUUCCAAUCAAGUUUCGUGUCUGAAUAGGUUAAUUAAAAAAUGAUUCAUGAAAAUUUUUGAAUAGAAACUUUAUAAAAUUAACUAUCUAUUGAGAAAUAACAUUUUUUUUUAUCAAAUUUUUUGAAUUUUAGAACAUUUGUAAAAUUCGUGUUUAUUUCAAGAUUUAGAAAUUCAAAGACAAUGUCUGAUUCAGAUCUGAAAUUUCAAUAUUCAAAAACAAUUUGAUCUGACAAUUAGCUUUCAUUCAAUAGGCCAUUUUCCAAAACUUCUGAGCUCAUAAGAUUUCAAUAAGCUCAAUUCAUAUACAAAUUUUCUCUCUAUCUCUCACCCCUCUCACUUCUCUUUGCUAUUUCUCCAUCUGCUGGACAUAGAUAUAGAGGGUAAAAAAUAUUUUGUGCAAAAGUAUUGCGAAAUCUCUGUGAAAUCUUUAUUCCAGUUAAAAUGUGAGAAUUAUCUGGAAGUUUGAUCACAAAUUCGAAAAAAAGGUCUCAAUUUUCCAGAGAAUUGAGAAAAUUGUGCGUGAAGUGCUCAUUGGACAAUCCGAACUCAAAACUCUCACCGAAUCUUACAAACGAGUCAUCCAAUCUCACAAAAUCGACAUUAAAAAAAUAAUAACUGGUGAUACAAAUCAAGAAAGCAAUCGGGAAACGCAGUUAGAAGCUUUGGAAAAUCUUAACAAACAGAUUCAAGAAUCUGAAGAUAUUGUGAAAAUCAAUGAACUUUUUGGGAAAUUCAAAGAAUUGUCGGAGAAUUUGAAGAAUAAUGACGAGGAAGAAAAAAUUCUACAUCAAAAAUUAUUCGAGAUUCGAAAACAAAACGAUCGAUUUUUGAGAUUGACCCAAUCUCGUCUUGAUGAAUAUUGUCAAAGAAUGAUGAUAAUGUCUGAAGAACAUCGGAGUAAGAAACGGAAUUUUGACGAUAACCUGGAUAAAGAGAAAGAUUUAAUGAAAGAUGAAUUGAUUCAAGCAAUCACUUUGGAAUUUCAAAAACUUCGCGUCAAAAAAUUACAACAUUUUGUUGAAGAUCUCGAGGAAAUUGUGAGUAUUCUAUAUUUUUCUGUGGCCUUUUAAAAAAAAACAAUUUCAGCACUUCAAACAUUAUAACACACAAUUAGAUGAAUAUAAGGAUAUUAUUGAGAAACACAAGGUUUUGAAUCUUCAUGUUUUCCAGCUGGAAAAUCAAUUGCGAGCUACGAAAUUCGAAAAGCGAAAAUUACCGUAUAAUCAUGCUCGUGAAAUUGACGAUCUCACAAAAUCGAUAAAUCAUCAAAAUCAAACGGUAAGAAAGAGUGUACUCCAAAAACCCGAAAUCCUUUUUCAGAUCCGAGAACUUGAAGAACUUCUCUCCGAAGAACAAGUUUCACGAGUUAAAAGUGUUCAAGUAGCAAAACGUGAAAAACGAAAACUCAACUUGAAACUAUCCAAAAUGUUAUCUGAAUCAGCUAGAAAUCAAGCACUUCUUUGCAAACAAGUUCAUCAAGCUCUUCGCAAGAAUCUACAAGUUCCAGCAAGGAUUUUGGAGAAAUCUUGCAAAGAUGUUGAUGAAUGUCGAUGUGGAGAGAAAGAGAAGAGUUAUGUAGCGUGUGAAUAA